This is a messenger RNA of Haliotis rubra (blacklip abalone), 2201 nucleotides long. Its product is annotated as putative serine protease K12H4.7. Gene Ontology annotation, biological process: proteolysis. NCBI's taxonomy places the organism in Eukaryota, Metazoa, Mollusca, Gastropoda, Lepetellida, Haliotidae. The record is from RefSeq and is a predicted model, not a curated record. Gene Ontology annotation, molecular function: dipeptidyl-peptidase activity; serine-type exopeptidase activity.
UUUGUCAUAUGACCGUCACGUGAACGAUCUCUUAUCACAUGAGUGGGUCGGCCCAACUGAUAAUCAUCGUCGAAAGAGAGCAGACGUGAUUUUAAUCAACAUGGGAAGACUGACAACGAUUGUAGUGGUAGGUUUGGCGUGCCUUCAUAUAUCGGCUGCUUACGUACCGAGAUUUCUUAAUGGAAGACCAAGAGGUGGAAUGGUUGGUCGUCCAGCGUCCAAAAGAGUCUCCACUGACCCCCUCCCACCCGACAUGUGGAUGGAACAAACAUUAGACCACUUCAAUGAUGCCAACACUCAGACAUGGCAGCAGAGAUAUUUUGUGAAUGAAAAGAACUUCAAGCCAGGGGGACCUGUGUUCUUGAUGAUUGGUGGAGAAGGGACGGCCGACCCCAUAUGGAUGGUGGAGGGAAUGUGGGUAGAAUACGCCAAGACUUACAACGCCAUGUGUUUCCAGCUGGAACAUCGCUUCUACGGCAAGAGUCAUCCCACACCAGACAUCAGCGAUGAGAGUCUGCAAUAUUUGAGCAGUGAGCAAGCUCUUGCUGAUCUAGCAGCUUUCAUUCAGUUUGCCAAGUCCAAGUUCAACCUGGCUGACAACAAAUGGAUAUCAUGAGGAUCUUAUCCAGGGUCGCUGUCAGGAUGGCUGAGAAUGAAGUACCCACAUCUCAUCACAGGUGUAGCAACAAGUGCCCCUGUGUUAGCUCAGCUCAACUUCAUCAACUACCUGGCUGUGGUGCGUGAUUCGCUGUCGACGACGGGGCCUGGGUGUAACGAGAACAUCCUGGAGGCUACGGAGGAGGUGGAACUGAGGCUGCAGACACAGCCUGGCCGGGAUGAACUCAAGAAGCUCUUCAAUCUGUGUGGUCAGUGACAUUGACGGUGUUUGAGCAACGCAAGAAGACAUAAGGGUGUUUGAGGUCAAACAACAAGGAUGUACCAGACCUUGGCUGGCAACUUUGAAGGUGUAGUGCAGUACAACAAGGACAACCGGGCAUUUGAGGGUGGAGUGGGUGCCAACAUCACAUUGGACACACUGUGCGGCUUAAUGACCGACGCCUCCAUCACUCCCAUUGAGCGCUAUGCCAAUGUCAACAACCUCCUCAUGACCACAUACAAGCAGAAGUGUGUUGACUUUGUCUACUCCAAGAUGAUCGAUGACUUGAAGAAGGUUGAUUGGAACAGCAGUGCUUCAGAGGGAGGUCGCCAGUGGACUUACCAGACAUGUACAGAGUUUGGCUUCUUCCAGUCUUCAGAUUUAGACAAUCAGCCAUUUGGCCAUGGUUUCCCUGUCAGUUUUGCUGUGCAACAGUGUAUGGACAUCUUUGGCUCACAGUUCAACGCUGACCUCAUACAGCAUGGCAUCAACCGCACCAACACCAACUAUGGAGGCUAUGGAAUAAAAAUUACCAAAGUUGUCUUCCCAAACGGUUCCAUUGACCCCUGGCAUGCUCUUGGAAUUACAUCAGACCUUGGACCUGAUGCCACUGCCGUCUUUAUAAACGGAACUGCUCAUUGUGCCAACAUGUACCCUCCAAGAGACUCUGACCUGCCAGAAUUGGUUCAAGCCAGAGCAACAAUACAGAAGCUGAUUGGUCAAUGGCUAGAGUAGACACCGAUACGAAAAUAAUGUUACACAUUCCUUCAAUCCAGUUGCUCAAACCUAACCUUUUAGUUGUAGAUGUAUAACAUAAUUUUGUUAAAUAAUGGAAGUUUAUAGCAUUAUAGUUUUAGUAAGAGAGACACUUUUGUGCCAUAUUUUUGUCAGGAAAUAGAAUAUUGAUUUUAGACAUAGUCAAGGUUUCCAUGUAAAAAUAUACUAGUAAAUCCCAAUCAAUCAAUGCUUGUCAUAAGAGGUCAAUCUCAUGACUUGGCCGAUUGCAUGUCAUUACAAAUAUAAUUGCUUGGAUUGAUGACUAGCAGUCACAGGAUUGCCUUGUCCAUCCUCAAUCGUUCACAGACAGCUGUCGUUUCAUUGGCAUUUUACAGAGUGGGGCAUUACGCAACUGAAACCAACAAACAAUAUUUUUAUCAUUGGUAAAUAUUGGCUAUUCCAGACCAGACACUGCAUCAGGUCAAUGAAUGUUUUAGCCUUGCUGUUAUAGUCUUGUUUUUUAAUCAAGUAUAAUGACGGUCUUUCAAGGAUGUUUAAUAAAUGUACUAUUUUUGUACAGUAUUUUAAUAAAUUUUCAUUUGUUUUA